Leptopilina boulardi is the source of this 3127-nucleotide messenger RNA. RefSeq names its product apoptotic chromatin condensation inducer in the nucleus (gene Acn). The record is from RefSeq and is a predicted model, not a curated record. Gene Ontology annotation, molecular function: RNA binding. NCBI's taxonomy places the organism in Eukaryota, Metazoa, Arthropoda, Insecta, Hymenoptera, Figitidae. The transcript is spliced from 8 exons. Bases 169 to 2964 code for a protein of 931 amino acids.
AUAUAUAUUGUGAAUCUACCAUUUUUCGUUUAAGCGUUAUUAAGAAAGUGAAAAAGAAUUAUUUUAAUUGUGGUGCUUCUGUUUUAUUUAAUUAUUUAAAUAUUUAAAAGUUUGCAGAUAACCAAUAUUUAAAAGAAUCGUUUUAAAGGGCCAUAAAUAUUUUCAGAUAUGAGGCGUAAAAGUGAAAGAAAUAAAACAAAAGGUUCGCCAGAGAAGAAAAUUGAAAAACCAACAAGAAAAUCAGCACGUAGACGUGGCAAAAGAGCAACAUCUUCAUCUCCUGAAAGAGAUGAUUCUCAAGAGGAUACAACAUCUGAUGCUUCACUUUCCAGAGAGAGUAAUAAAGAAUUAACUCGUCUUCAAAAUAAAGAUUUAAAAUUAAUUCCUGAACAAAGUGAAAUGGUAAUAACAAUUCCAAAUGUUGAAGAAAAGGAUUCAUCGCCAGAAACAGAGGACAAUGGUUCAGUUUGGAAAGUUGCACGAGCUGAUGCAUCACCAGGUGAAAUUCAAAAAUUGAAAUUAUGCAGACAACGAAAUAUUUCAGAAACAUCUGAUAAUUCGUCAAUUAGGAAAAAAUCACACAAGUGGCAGGGAAGUGGUGAGGGAACUGCGGAGGAGAUUGACUCUAACGAUGAACGACUGAGUUCACCUCGUGUUGAAUUCAGUGACAAGCGACAAGACGAUGUCUCCUCUUUAUCCCUAGGUCAGGACUCCAACCAAGAGGUAAGUGAUUACAAGGAGGCCCUGCCCGAAUCCACUUCAGCCAAUUUGUCUGACGAUAAACCAAACAUAGAUCAACAAGGCGAUACAAAUGAGGCAAGUUGUUUCAUCAUAAGUAAUGAUAUCACAAGCGAACCAACUGGCAUAUCUACAGAUCACAACAUAUGCGGAGAACCGGAUGUUCCAAUACAACAGGAAGUUGAAGGUGAAUGUGAGGAAGUCGACAACCAGGAUAAUCAACAACAAAUCAUAGAGAAUGCAGAAAUUGAUAGAAAAGAAGAGCAGAUUCCAGAAGAUGAAACAGCUAAUCCUAAGGAGGAUGUACAGCAAGAUAUUCAAAUUGAAAAUCAAGAAGAAAUUACUGAAAUUAAGGAAAAAACAUUUGAUGAAUUAAAUUCAAAUGUACAACUUUCCCCAAAAGAAGAUGAUAUUGAGAAAGAAGAAUCUCAAAUACAAGAAGAAAUUGAAGUUGUUCCAAAAGAAAUUGAAAUUGUUCCAAAAGUAAUUGAAAUUGUUGAGGCUACAAUUGAAAAAGAUGAAGAAUCACACCAAAAGGAUGAGGUUACAUCUGAAAAAGAUGAUCGUAAUGAUUCAAGUAGUGAUGAAGAUGAAGUAAAAGUUCAUUCGGAUUCAAAUUCAAUAGAUGAAGCACAAAUGAAUGUUCGAUCAAGUAUAAGAGUAACAUCUCGCUCCAAUCGUCGUAAAAAUCGUAGUAAAUAUCGCGAAUCUUCCUAUUCUGAUACACCAGAAUCAGAAGACGAUCCGUCCUUAGAAAGAAAAUCAAAACAACCAGAAACUCCUGAAAAUGAAGAAGAAGAGGAGCCAUUAUCAAGAGAUAAAGAUUUUCAUAGGGAUAGAAGAAGUCGUUCAAAAUCAUUAGAACCAAAUGAUAAUUCAUCUUUAUUAAAUAGUCAACAAAGAGAGGAACAAAUUGAUGAAGAAAAUGAAAAAAAUGAAAAUUCAUCAAUUAUUAAUUUAGAGGCAAUUACAUCUAGUCAAAAACCGGCAAAAAUUAACUUAAAAAGAACAUUUGGUACUCGCAAUUCUGCAGAUGAAGUUAAAGUUGAAGAAAGCAAUCAAUGUGAAAAAAUAGACUCACAUCCAGUUAAGACAAAUCAUGCAAAUGAAAAUACAGAGCAAAAACGAGUUCCUAAGAGACGAAGGUGGGGAACAACUCUUUCAACUGAUUCUAGUAUUGAAUUUUCAGUGUCAACAGAUUCUUUAAAGGUAUUAGUACCAGGAGCGAAACCAUUAUCAAUAACGGAAGUUCGUCUUUCAAAGGAUAUUGAAGAAGAACAAUUUCGAGAUAAAAAUCGUGACAAACAUAAUAAUGACAGUAAUGGUGAAUAUAUUGUUCGAGAAGAAAUUAUUGCAUCGAAAAAUGAAAGAAAAGGAGAUACAAAAGCAGACAAUCAUAUGGGAUCAAGACGAAAAAUAUCUGUAGUUAAAGACAUUCCUCAGACGAUGUUGACAAGUCCAUCUAUUGUAAAAGCAACAAAUAUACUUUUGAUAAAGAAUCUGGUACGACCGUUUACAUUAACUCAAAUAAAAGAACUUCUUUCUCGUACUGGAACUAUUUUGGAAAAUGGUUUCUGGAUGGAUAGAAUUAAAUCGAAAUGUUACGUUCAGUAUAGUAACGAAGAUCAAGCAUUUGAGACAAGGCAGGCAUUGCAUGGAAUUUCUUGGCCACUGUCAAAUCCAAAAAAAUUACAAGUGGAGUAUGCAACAAAGGAAGACAUGGAAUUGGCUCAGGAAUCAUCUCAAGAGAUAACCAAUUCUCGUAAGGAUGAUAAUUUUGGACAGGCAGAUUCUUGGCAACACGAUUGGAUACGUGAAGAAAGAAAUCAAACUGGAGGUGUUAAAGUAACGGUCGUUAGAGAAUGGGAUUUGGGUAAAGAGGAUGGUCAACAGCAUGUGAUAAAAGAUGAGCGGGAAAAAAAAGAAAUGGAAAAGAAAAAGAGACAAAGAAGUCAGACGCCAGUCACUGAAAUUCAUUUGCCAGCGCCAGCUCGAAAAUUUAAGAAAAAAGAAGAUGAACCACCUCCGGCAAAACUUUUAGACGAUCUCUUUAGAAAAACGAAAGCCACGCCUUGCAUAUAUUGGCUACCACUCACAAAUGAGCAGAUCGUGGUAAAAGAAGAAAUGAGAAGGCAACAUAUGGCUGAACAUGCACGCAGACUUGAAGAGAUGAGACGAGCUGAGAGAAAUAGAGAUCAUCGACGUCGACGAACUCCUAGAAAAUAAAAAGAAAAAAAUAACUUGUUUCAUUAUCACAACUAUAGUCCCCUUUAAAAAAAAAACAGAUUUCUAUCCUGCAGAUUGAUUUUAUGAAACAAUAUUUAACUUUAAUAUUCCUUCGAAACGUUGUGAUUGAAAUUCGUUAAAAUAUUAAUUAUUUUAAAAACCA